AUGCUUCGGCUUAGCGUCGUCAGAGGUCCAUCCAGACUCAGUUCGGCCACCAUAGUCAGGGGCUUUGGGAUCGCACUUUCUCCAGCAAGGCCUUGCGCAGAGAGGCCAUCUAGCACCUCGAGAGCAGGCACGGUACGCAACUAUGCAGAAGCGUCAUCUGCCAAGCGUACUCGCCGUAGCAAGCCGCAGCUUGAGCUGAACGCCGAGGCCGACGAAGCAGAGAGCUCCACAGCGCGCGGCACACGCUAUGAGCUGCUUUGCCGGGACGUGCUGCACCAACUGUUCGGAAUGGAGCUCACCCGUACAGGUGGAGCCGGUGACCGUGGUGUAGAUCUGCGCGGUUGGUGGGAACCCAAGACAGUGCCUGACCAACCCGCGUCGAAACGAAUCCGCGUGUUGGCGCAGUGCAAGUGCCAGGACGAGGGCGGCAAAAAGAUGGGCCCGGUACUCGUCAGGGAGGUGGAGGGCGUCGUGUUUCGAGCUGCUUCGCCAUCGCCGCCAGCAUCACCAACGGCGACAGGCAAUGCAGACUCCACCGACGAAGUCGACCUUGCCAGUGACCACGACGCGCCCGUCGCAGGCAUCAUCCUAUCCUCGUCGGGCUUCACCAAGCAGGCGCUUCUGCAGGUCCGCUCGAGCAGCGUUCCUCUUGCGGCUAUGCAUGUGCUUGCACAACCGCAGUCGACUUCCGACGCGGGCGGCAAAGAUUUGGUCGAGAGAUGCGUUUCGAUCGUGUGGAAUGACCGCUUCGGGUCGAGCCACGGCCUGUUGCCCGGAGGUAUGGAGGCUCGCUGGAUCAGAUCGCUGUCGCCGCGGCAAGGCGCUGCAGAUGGCACGCUGGGCAGGCCUGUUAUCUACAGAGCGGGAAAACCAUUGCACUAG
Molecule: messenger RNA, 882 nt
Organism: Moesziomyces antarcticus
Lineage: Eukaryota; Fungi; Basidiomycota; Ustilaginomycetes; Ustilaginales; Ustilaginaceae
Exons: 1
Coding region: 1-882 (293 amino acids)
Cellular component (GO): mitochondrion
Molecular function (GO): nucleic acid binding
Source: RefSeq, a predicted model, not a curated record